AUGGCUGCUUUUGGUAGUCUUUGCAUUGUCGUACUAAUGGUUGCUCUUGACGCUACAUCUUUAGCAGUCGCAUUGCCUGUUAUUACAGAAGCUCUUACAGGCUCUGCUGUGGAAGCUUUUUGGAGCGGCACUUCGUUUCUUCUCGCAUCGACUGUAUUUCAGCCAAUAUUAGGAUCAUUCUCAAAUGUCUUUGGAAGAAAACCGCUCAUUAAUGUUAGCAUGACUCUUUUCUUAGUGGGCUCAAUCGUCAUUGCUAUUGCCACGAAUUUCACAGUUGUACUGGUAGGAAGGACCAUCCAAGGUGCAGGCGGAGGUGGGAUCCUGUGCAUAACAGCCUUGAUAGUCGUUGACAAGAUUCCUCUAAAAGAACGUGGGAAAUGGUUUAGCUCGCUUGGAGCUAUGUGGUCCCUCGGCACCGUCACAGGACCUUUACUUGGCGGAGGCUUGGCUAAAGAAGCCUUGUGGCGCUGGAUUUUCUGGAUCAAUAUCCCGUUUAUUGGCAUCGGCGGAAUAUCCAUCGCGAUAUUUUUGAGAUUCAAUAAGGCCAAUGUAGCUCUUGUCGCAAAGAUGAAGGAGUUAGAUUGGGUCGGAAUGAGUCUUUUUCUCACAUCGGCAACGGGAUUUCUUAUCCCCAUCACUCGGGGUGGUGUUGAAUGCCCCUGGAACUCAUGGCGUACGCUCGUACCGCUCUCCAUGUGCACUGCUGGACUGAUGAUAUUUGCUUUACACCAGGAGUAUGUGGCCAAAAACCCGUUCAUUCCUAUUGCCAUCUUCAAAAACCGGUCUGCAUCAAUCACGUACAUGCAAACUGUCGUUUAUGGCGUCCUUCUAUCAAUGGUAAUGUUUUACCUUCCACUUUAUUUUGAGGCAGCAAAGGAUAUGUCGCCUGUCAUGGCCGGUGUGGGCAUGUUUCCAUGGAGCUUCACGCUGGCCCCAACUGCAAUGAUUGUCGGAAUCGCUAUAUCGAAGACGGGAGCAUACCGAUGGGCGAAUUGGCUAGGUUGGUGUGUUGUGGUGGUCAGCAUGAGUCUCCUCGUACUGCUCAAAUCCGAUACACCAACAGCCGUAUGGGCGUCAAUAAGUCUCGUUGGUGGUAUUGGACUCGGAGUACUCUAUCCGGCCAUGAUUCUCGGUGUUCAGGCCUCUACGACCGCGGAAAACCAGGCCUCCGCAACAAACAUGUUCACGUUUUCCAGAGCUCUUGGCCAGACCCUCGGUGUUGCAGUCGGCGGAGUAGUGUUUCAAAACAUGAUUGAGAAGAGGAUGCUGUCAAAGCCGCUCCUGGCUAGGAAAGCCAGGGAAUAUUCCAAAGAUGCAAUAGGCUUGGUACAGAUCAUCAAAGCUAUGCCGAAGAGCGAUGUAAAAGAGCAAGUGAUUGAGAGCUUCACUUACGCACUUAGAUAUAUCUGGAUCGUAGCGGCAGCGAUCGCAGCGAUCGCACUGCUCGCGAGCAUCUUCAUUGAGGCGUAUCAGUUAAGCGAUCCACUCGAGGCGGACCAGGCCGCUGAAGAACACAAAAAAUAG
This is a messenger RNA of Bipolaris victoriae FI3, 1524 nucleotides long. RefSeq lists its product as hypothetical. The record is from RefSeq and is a predicted model, not a curated record. The transcript has 4 exons. Gene Ontology annotation, biological process: transmembrane transport. Lineage: Eukaryota; Fungi; Ascomycota; Dothideomycetes; Pleosporales; Pleosporaceae. Gene Ontology annotation, molecular function: transmembrane transporter activity. The coding region runs from base 1 to 1524 and encodes 507 amino acids.